AUGUAUUCCCAUCGCGGCAUGGGGGCUGUUCCCCCAAGCAACACGUCUCGUCUCAACGAGCUUCUCGAGCAAAUUCGUGCCGAGUUUGAUACCCAAAUGCGACAGAGCGAAGGCUUUGAGCAUCAGAUCUCUGCUCAGGUCAGCGAAAUGCAGCUUGUUCGAGAAAAGGUUUACAGCAUGGAGCAGACGCACAUGACUUUGAAGCAAAAGUACGAGGAAGAAAUCGCCAUGCUCCGCCACCAACUCGAGGCCGCUCGCAAAGGUGGCCCUGCCCCUGGUAUGCCCGGUCCUCCCCAGCACGCCGGCCCUUCUCAACCACCUUCCAUUACUCCCGGCAACGGACUCUUCAGUGGUAUCAUGGCCGGUGGUAACCAGCAAGGCCUAGCUCCUCCCCAGCAGCAUGGCCCUCCUCAGGAGCAGAUGGGGCCUCAGCACCAAAUGGGUCAAGGUCCUCCUGGUCUUCCCGGCCCUCCUCACCCCAACGCCCAGCAGCCACCGUACCAACAGGGCUACCCCCAAGGCCCUCCGGCCCCAAACGGCAUUGGCCCCCAGCCCCCUCAGGCCACCGCUUCUCCAGGCCCUAGAGGCGGUCGUGGCGUUGGCCGGCCCCCGAACGCCGUUGGCCCUGCCACUCCGCAGAUCAACACUCCGGCGCCGUAUCCUGCUAAUGCUUCGCCGCAAGUUAGCCACCCUACCCCCGACCACCGCCUCGGCCCGCGUCCUCCUCCGGUGGGGAAUUCCCUUGGUGACCUCGAGGUCGAUUCUGUUGCUCCUCACAACAAGAAGACUGGCAAUGAUUGGUACGCCAUCUUCAACCCUCAAGUUCAGCGCAUUCUUGACGUCGACCUGGUCCACUCUCUCACCCACGAGAGUGUUGUCUGUUGCGUGAGAUUUAGCCAUGACGGCAAAUACAUUGCCACUGGCUGCAAUCGCUCUGCGCAAAUCUUUGAUGUCCAGACAGGUGAGAAGAUCCUCACCCUUGAGGACCAUGGUGCCCAAGACAUGACUGCCGAUCUGUACAUCCGUAGCGUCUGCUUCAGCCCUGAUGGCCGCUAUCUUGCCACUGGUGCUGAAGAUAAGCUCAUCCGAGUCUGGGACAUCCAGAAUCGCACUAUCCGCAACCACUUCUCGGGCCACGAGCAGGACAUAUAUUCCCUCGACUUUGCCCGCGAUGGCCGCACCAUUGCAUCCGGCUCUGGCGACCGGACCGUUCGACUCUGGGAUAUCGAGUCUGGUACCAAUACUUUGACCCUCACUAUCGAGGAUGGCGUCACAACUGUGGCCAUUUCUCCUGACACCCAGUAUGUCGCUGCUGGUUCGCUCGAUAAGAGCGUUCGCGUCUGGGACAUCCACUCCGGUUUCUUAGUGGAACGCCUCGAGGGCCCAGACGGACAUAAGGACUCUGUCUACUCCGUGGCGUUCUCGCCAAACGGAAAGGAUCUCGUCUCUGGUUCUCUGGACCGAACCAUCAAGAUGUGGGAGCUCAAUGGCCCUCGCGGCGGUCCCAAUGCUCAGCCGAAAGGUGGAAAGUGCGUGAAGACUUUCGAGGGUCACCGCGACUUCGUCCUUUCCGUCGCCCUCACCCCCGACGCCAACUGGGUGCUUUCGGGCUCUAAGGACCGCGGCGUGCAGUUCUGGGACCCCCGUACCGGUACUACACAGCUUAUGCUCCAGGGCCACAAGAAUUCGGUCAUUUCCGUAGCUCCCAGCCCUGCGGGUAGCUACUUCGCCACCGGUUCUGGCGACAUGAAGGCUCGCAUUUGGUCGUACCGUAAUUAUUAA
Messenger RNA from Cordyceps militaris CM01, 1782 nucleotides. RefSeq names its product transcriptional repressor TUP1. Gene Ontology annotation, molecular function: protein binding. NCBI's taxonomy places the organism in Eukaryota, Fungi, Ascomycota, Sordariomycetes, Hypocreales, Cordycipitaceae. The transcript has 4 exons. The coding region runs from base 1 to 1782 and encodes 593 amino acids. The record is from RefSeq and is a predicted model, not a curated record.